Pelobates cultripes (western spadefoot toad) is the source of this 216-nucleotide messenger RNA. Lineage: Eukaryota; Metazoa; Chordata; Amphibia; Anura; Pelobatidae. The record is from the annotation of a GenBank genome assembly.
CCUGCUGCGGGUGAGGAUUCUGGCCUGAUGGCUUUUGAUGAAUUCCAGAUUAUCCUGGAUACUACUACGGCCACCUAUAUUAAUAAAGCGCUGGCUUCCACCAUGCGGGCUAUGUCAUCUUCUAUAACACAAGCCCUGGCAAAGGCCUUGCUCCAACCCCAGGGUGCCCAACCUGUCCCAUUCACAACUAUGGCGGCGGGCGCUAUGGCCUGCAAG